Molecule: messenger RNA, 3614 nt
Organism: Drosophila takahashii
Lineage: Eukaryota; Metazoa; Arthropoda; Insecta; Diptera; Drosophilidae
Gene: SIDL
Product: SIDL trafficking protein particle complex subunit 10
Biological process (GO): intra-Golgi vesicle-mediated transport; early endosome to Golgi transport
Cellular component (GO): TRAPPII protein complex
Source: RefSeq, a predicted model, not a curated record
GUUUGGCCGCGAUUGUAGGGUGGCUUUCGUUUAUCCAAUGAAAUAAACAAAAAUAUACAAAAACAAUGCAGAUAAAGCCCAUAAUUACUUAUUCUGGCUCGUGCCCGCUGUUCCGCUCGCUGGAGUCGCAGAUCCUGAACGCCAUUCCCCUGGACACUUGCGAGUGGCGACGCACUUUCCAACGCCCCACGAAACACGUUCGCUUGGAGGCCCAGACGCAGCAGUUCAAUGUGGCGCCGCUGGACAAGUACAAGCAGGGUGACUGGAGCAUCCUGGAGCACCCAAUACUGCACAUCUUCGUCACCGAAUGCAAUGACGUGGACACCUACAAGGGCACCAUCAGGGAGGAGAUCGAUGCCUGGCUAAAGAUCCUGACCAGCUAUGGCAUCUCGGACUGGAUGAUUCUCUUGGUGGAGACACUGGACAUGCGAAAGACCAAGAACUUCAUGCCACGCACCACUGUCCUGGACAAGAUACGCCUGGACUUUGGCAGCAAGAACGACGAUCGCUGCAUCUCUGUAUUGAAUCCAGCCAAGUUUGAGCAGAAGUCGACGGAAUCCUUCCGCUGCCUGGUGCAGCGCAUCCGCUUCCUAAUGCUCACCAGCUACAAUCGCAAUAUUGUAAAGUACGAGGAACUCAUACGCAGCAAACGGGAGAAGCGGAAUGCGGAUGGCUGGGACUUCCGGCAGUACUUCUUCAUGCAGGAGGAUCUGGCACUGAUCUUCGAAAAGCUGGAAUUGCCCACAGAGGCGCUGAUACAGUACGAUGAACUGGACGCCAUGUUCUCACAGUUCAUCACGCACACCGGGCUCAACGAGAAGCAGCAGUGGCUGAACCACUUUCGUCGGCCUCUGGACGCCUUUCAUGGCAUUUGCCUAACCAGACCGGAUAGAUUCGAGAUGCGAAACAAGAUACGCGACGAGGGCGUUUCCCUGCUGGAAUUCCGCAACUAUCUGUUCGAACGGCAAGCCUAUCUACUGCUCACUUGCAACGACAUCCCGGAGAUCGCCAAGAGACUCCUCAACUUUCUCUUCUCCACCUUGCGCGAGGUGGAAUUCAUUAAGCUGGAGUGCCAGGAGGGCGCUCUCUGGUGCUGGGAGUUCGUCUGCGCUCUGGAGGUUCUGCAGCUCUGCGAGCAAGCCAUGGAGCCCAACGAGGUUACGUGCUUCCAGCACUGCGCUCCCAUCUGGAACCUGGCCAAGGACAAACUCUAUGAGUUGGGCAAGUUGUGCGGACUGCUGCCCGGCUGUACGCCCACUUCGGAGCAGCUGCACAUAGUGGUGCAGUUGUCGUCGGGAAUAGGAGACGCCCCGCCGGAGCAACAUCAAUUCCUGCAGGCUACUCCUCAGCUCCGUGAACGUUCGCCGAAUCGAAAGCCCAAGAAAUCGGCUGCCGAGCAGUUAAAGGAGGCCCUGGGCUCAAAUCAGGCCUUCCAGAAACUCUACUUGGAGCUGGCGGAACUCGCCAUCAGUACGUACAAGCAUGUGGCCCGAUUGCGAUCGGCUCGUUUGGUGGGCCUGGAUCUGGGCAACUUCUAUUGUGCUUUAAACGAACCACAUAAGGCUGUUGGGUUCUUCACGGAUCUUCUGAGGGAACUGAAGGCGGAGAACUGGCACAUGCUGAGCUCCCAAACGCUGCUUGAGUUGGCCAACUGCUACCGCAAGAUGGGCGAUUCGUUGGCCUACACCAAGACCUGCAGCUCCAUUUCCUGUUGCGCCGAACUGGAAACUUUGGUGCGAACCUUCUACUUCGACGAGUUUCUCAAGUCGCUGAAAACCCUAAAGACGACUCUAUCGGCACAGCCGUCCAUGGAGAAUGCCAAUUUUUGUGUGCUGGAAGAUCACUUUCGGGUGCUCGACAUCGAGGUUGUUAACCAGAAACCUAUUAUACAGGAUGACUACAUCCUGGUGCAGCUGAAAGUGGAGAGUCUCUAUCCGCGUGGGAUUGUGGCUGAAAAUAUAAAGCUUUGCUAUGAGUUGCAAGCGGCUUCUUUGGAAAUGGCCAUGGAGAAUGUCAGUCUGUCUGCUGCUCCAUCUCCUGUUAAGGUCAAGGAGUCCACUUCGCGCUUAAAAGUUUCGCUUCAGCUAGUCUACAAACAGGACAAUCGCCUCCAUUCUGCCGCCGUGUCUUGCGACAUGCCCAAGAGCAAGCAACCCGUUCGACGUACCAGCAGUACUAAGAGAAAGCUAUCGCCCAGUGUCCAGGCGGAUUUCACCAACUUUGUGCAGGCGGAGAACAUUGCCCUGCAACCGGGCGUAAACCUAAUCGAACUCAAGGCAAAGGCUACGAGAGUGGGCAGCUGGCAAUUCAAACAGCUCUGCGUUAGCAUGUCCAGUCUAGAGUUCUUGUCGGAACAGCUGCCUUUCACACCGCCCAGUUUUGAGAUCAGCACCAAGCCGGCGAGUGCUUCGCUGGAGUUCAAAACCCUAAUUGCUGGAAUAGUGCAGCCCAUUAGCUUGAAUGUUUCCGGUGGCAGUUUCAUCUUUCCGCCGGAUGCCAAGAUCACCCUGCGUUGUUCCAAGAAUCUACGGAUACGACAGGCGCGGAAUAACACGGAUGAAGCAGCCUACAAUGACGAUGCAUCCUUUGAGAGUCUGCUUCAAGUGCCGCUGGUGCAAUUCAAAUCGUUCGAGGAACGCAAAAUUCCACUGGAGGUGCUCACCGAUAUGCCGGGCCGAAAGGUGUCCAAGCACCACGAGCAUCACAUUGCCCUCAGUUGUCCGUGGUCGCGAACUGAGCUGCCCAUCCCCGUUGAUUUUCAACCAGCCAUGGAGGCCACCUGUCGGCUUCACACAUGCGGCACUCAGAAGUUCCUGCAGGUGAUCAUGAAGGGCCUGGAUGCGCAUCUUCUUUUGCAGAAUGCUCAGGUCAAGUGCGAUGUUCCCGGAGUGCAACUGUUGGACCUUAAUCCAGAGCCUAGUCAGCCCAUUGAAAUCUACAAAUCGCUGACUGUCACUUUUCUGUAUGAGAUCCAAGUUGAGCCCCUCAAAACCGAGCACGAGUUGCCCGUCGUUAAGGUGCACUUUGUAAUCAAAUACGCGCCGCUUUCGCAAACCGGUGUGUGGCGAACCUAUGGAUGCGCCUUCGAUCUGGUGGACUACACAACGCUCUUUAAGCUGCAGGCGCAGCUGGAACCCAAUGAGCUGUGCCGCCUGCGCACCGUGUGCAACAUGAACCUGAAGAUCACCAAGGUCCACGAGAAUCCCUACACGGAUCUCAUGUACGAGGUGCUCAACGAUCAGAAUCUGUGGGCCGUCUGCGGUCGCUCAGCGGGUGUCGUGUCCAUGAAAGACGUUGACAGUCAUUCCAUAUCCCUGGAUGUGAUGCCGUUGAGUACGGGAUUCCUGCCCAUGCCCAGCAUCCGACUAUCAAAGUACACGGCUGGGGGGAAAAGCAAGACCGAUGCCCACUCCAAGGUGCAUCCCUUUCCGCCCGGACAGGUCUACAACUCCACGAAGAGCAUGCAGAUCCAUGUCAUAGCCAGUGUGGCCGGGGAUCAGUGAGAAGCCAAAUAGAAUAUAAAACAAUUGCAAUGUACUCGUAGCAUAUAUGACCUGUGGUCAAGUAUUAUUAAUUAUUUAUCUUUCUACUGUGAAGUAGUAAAAAUUUAAAAA